AUGGCGAAAUCCAAGUCGAAAAAUGAUGAUGUGCAGGAGUUGGUCUUGCCGGAAAUUGGGAAUUUUUCUCAGUUUUUCAAAAGCCGCUCAAAAUUCUCGGAAUGCAUGACGGAUGUGAUUUCGAACGUCUACGAAUGGUCGACAUCUCUGGACCCAUCGGCCGAGGCAGAUCUUCCAUUGCCAUUCGUUUCGAAGAAUCCAGAAGUCGUUUGGUCGUAUUUGAAGCAUCAGAAUAAGCAGUUGGACGGGUUGAAUAGGAAAUAUAAGGGAUUUCUAUCGGAAUUGAUCGGAAAACCACACAUUCGUCUAUCGGCGAAGCAGCAAGAAUCAGAAGAUUCAGAAGACGUCGAUUCUGAAGACAUCGACGACGAAGAGGAAGAAGAUCUAGAAGACGAGGAAGGCCUAGAAGACGUGGACGAUGAAGAGGAGGGCGACAUGGAUCUCUUCAAUUUGACAGAGAGCGAUCUGAAGACUCUGGACGCGGAUCUGAAGAAGAUGGCUGAAGAGGAAGAUUCUGGAGAAGAUUCAGAAGGCGUCACGCCGUCUUCUGAAGCGGCGCCAAAGAAAUUCAAGAAGAGUAUAGUGGACGACGAGUUCUUUAGUCUCGAAGAAAUGCAUGAUUAUUUGAAGAAAACCGAGCGAGGCGGAGGCAAGAAGACGUCCGAGGAGGAGAUGAUGUUCGAGGAUGAGGACAGCUGGGACGGCAAAACCGACUACACCUACGAGGACUUCUUCGGAGCUCGUGACGCUGCUCCAGAAUCUUCUCCAGCCAAGAAGAAAGGUGUCGAGAAGAAGCGAAAGGCGGGAGAGGCGGAUUUGUCGUCGGUGGACGAUGGGAAAAACGCCAAAAAACGAGUCCGCUUCGCGAUGGACGAGCAGGAAUCAGAAGAAGAAGAAGAAGAAGAGGAUCCAGAAGACGUUGACGAUGAAGAAGCAGAAAUGGACGACGAGGAAGAGGAAGAAGGAGGUCCAGUGCUUCUAGGCGCGGACCUAGAGGAGAAAAAGGAGUCGUCGGGCUUCGAACGUCGUCAGGAGAAGAUGAAGGAACGAAUUCAGAAGUUGGAGGAGGAGAAUCUCGCCCCGAAGACGUGGGAACUGUCGGGAGAGGUUGCAGCCGACCAACGUGAUCAGAAUACGCUUCUCGAGAAACACGUGGACUUCGAUCAUGGAGCCAAGAGGGCUCCAGAAGUGACUGAAGAGUUUACGGAUCGGCUGGAGAGUCUCAUCAAGCAGAGAAUCAAGGAUAAGGCGUGGGAUGAUGUAGUCAGGGUGAAGAAGGUGGAGGCGAAAGGCGCCAGAUUCGAAACGGAGGCCAUUGAGAAUGUGAUGAAUCAGAAGACGUCGUUGGCUGAGGUUUACGAGAAGGAGUAUCAGAAUGCGAUGGGAAAUGGAGGUGGUGGGGAGAAGAAGGAGAAUCCGGCGCACGAGGCGAUUAAGGGCAAGAUGGGAGAGCUUUUUAGACUGAUCGACGCUCUAACGCACUUCGAAUACAAACCGGAUCAAGCUCGCGAGGAAGUCAAAGUCGUCUCCAACAUGGCGGCUCUUCGUGUCGAAGAAGUCGGUAUCACCGCAUCAACCGAAGCCCAACUCAUGGCUCCAGAAGAGAUUGCCAAGAAAAUGCGCUCCAUUGAGAAGGGCAAAGAGGAGCGAACGGCGACGGAUCGAGCCAGAGAACGACGUGCGAAGAAGGCGAAGCAGCGUUCGAUGGUUGAGAAGUUUGGAGAGGAGAAGGUGUUCGGCGAGGCGAAGGAGAAGAAGAGGGAGAAGGCGGAGAGGGGGAAAGACAAGGGAGCAGGUGAUAAGAUUAAGAGCUCGAAUUUCUUCGCAAAGCUCCAGGAGACGGUGCAGAAUGAGAAAGCUGGGAAUGCGGUGACGAAGAAGAAGAAGGUGGUGAAGAGAGUGAAGACUGAUAAGAAUUCCGCUGCUAUCAAGUUGUAG
Messenger RNA from Caenorhabditis briggsae, 1938 nucleotides. Bases 1 to 1938 code for a protein of 645 amino acids. NCBI's taxonomy places the organism in Eukaryota, Metazoa, Nematoda, Chromadorea, Rhabditida, Rhabditidae. Gene Ontology annotation, biological process: rRNA processing. The transcript has 6 exons. The record is from RefSeq and is a predicted model, not a curated record. Gene Ontology annotation, cellular component: small-subunit processome; sno(s)RNA-containing ribonucleoprotein complex; nucleus.